CAGCGGGCGCGGUGUUCAACAAGAAACAGCUGAUCAGCACGUGUGUGAGGCAAGCACCUGCAGCUCCUCACUUUCUUCCAGGAUUUCUUCGAGAUACCUGGCGAUUUAGUGGUUUCUUUCCCGCCUGAGGUCCGUUUGAAGUCACCAGGAGACAAGGAGGACGAGGAGAUAGUUCAUUAAACCUUCAGGAAAAAAUGUUUUGGGGUUUGUCACUUGAUCCAGCCAAGCGCUACGCAAAGGUUGUAGAUGAUGCCUUCCAUAUAUCAGCUGCCGUGCUCGACACCACCUCUGUUACAGAUGAUGAAAUUAUCAGGGUCAUGGUAGAAGUGGAAGGCUAUGAGACACUCAUCUGCAAUCUGAGCAAAAAGUUGGGCAUCUUGCAAUGCCCACUUGACUUGCAGUUCAUGGAGGGCAGCCGCAUUGCCUUCUACACCCUGGGAGGUAAGGGUGUCGUCCACCUCUCGGGGUACGUCAUUCCUGACUUGGAGGAUGAGCUGGAUGAGGAGGAAGAGGUAGAGGAAGAAGAGGAAAAUAGUGAUGAGGAAACGCCAGCCCUUGUGCCGAUAAACAAGAAGAGAAAGCAACUGGAAAUCAAAGGAACAGAUGCAAAGAAAGCGAAAGUGUUGCUGGGUAUGGAUGAGUUUGUAGAUGGCGAAGAGGAUGGGGAUGAUGACGAUGAUGACGACGAUGAGGAGGAUGAAGACAGUGAUGAAGAAGGAGAGGAAGAGGAAGAGGAGGAAGAUGAUGAUGAGGAUGAUGAUGACGAUGAUGAACCGGAUGAAGAAGAGAAAGAGAUGAUGGAACAAAUGAAAGCUGCUUUAAGUGCAAAACCAAAUAAGAUGAAAAAUGAAAGUCCAGGUAAUAAGACGCCAAAAGGAAAGCCCGAAACUCCUGGAAAUAAAGUGCAAACGCCAAAAGCCAAAGGCGAAAGUACAGAACAAAAAACCCCAAAAGCAAAAGAGAAAGCAAAACAAGGUGCGAAGACUCCCGAAGUGAAGAAAGCUGAAAACAAAACCCCGAAGAAGGAGGCGGUUACCAUGAAUGGGACGCCAAAGCAGAAGAAGCCUGAAAACACACCAGCCCAAGAUAGAAACUCCUGGAUCGCAAACCCAAAGACGAUGAAGAUAGGCGGGAUGAAGGUUGAGGAGCUAAAAGUCGGCAAGGACCAAAGGCUAAAACCAGGAAAUAUGGUGUUCAUGUACUAUGAGGGCCGAUUCCCCAAUGGCAAAAUGUUUGACAAAUGCCAAGUAGGCAAGGGCUUCGGUUUCCGGCUAGGGAGAGGCGAAGUAAUCAAGGGUUGGGAUAUGGCUAUUGUAGGCAUGCAGCCCGGAGGAAAGAGAAAGAUUGUAUGCCCACCUAAGAUGGCGUAUGGUGAGCGGGGAGCACCACCAGACAUCCCACCCAACUCCACUCUAAUCUUUAAUAUAGAAUUAAAAACCAUUAAGUAGAUAAGAAAUAUUAGUUGGAGCAGCACUUUCUUAUGCUAUAGAAAGGAGAUUUUGGUGCUUUUUUCGGUCUUUCAUUUCUCCACUUUCUCUUCCGGUUAGUCGUUUGUUUCUCUUCUAUUUUAAAAGAAAAACGAUUGUAAUUAUUAUUAUUCUUAUUGGUAUUCCCUGUUAUUAUUCAUCUCUGUUUUUUCAUCGUCGUUUUUUUGUGUGACAUACACUCCGUAGUUCACAUUAUAUGUAAGAUAGUAGUAUAACAAGUGAUAUUUGAGGGAAGCAAGUACUACUCUGAGUAGGAUGAGGAUAUUUGCAUCGUGUGUCGUACUGCAAACUCCAUUACAGUAUUGCAUUUUCCUCGUUGCUGGUGUUAUGGUUCCCUUCUUUGAGUGACUUAUUUUGUACUCUUAAUUUCCAAAAUAUGGUAAAGUGUCGAUGUUACAGUGUUGUUAUUGUAAUCCGUUACAAAUUAGACUGCAUUUAUUCUUUCCGUUUGUGAAGCAAGAGCAAGUAUAUUUUGUUUAUUGAUAUUUUUUUUUUAUUCUUUUUUUUUUUUUUUUUUUUUUAAUGGUCUGAAAGAUUUGUUAAUUGUCUGGCGAGUGUGACAUUGUUCGAAAAUAUUUAAAAGAAUUAAUAUAUGGAAGUGGAUUUUGAACUUGGAUAUAGUGAAGGUUAUGACUGGUAUUUUCUCUAUUUUUCUUUUCAAUUCUAUUUUUUCUUGAUGUUUGAAAGCCCAAAAUAUAGAAUGUAUAACUGUUAAAAAGCAAUGUUAAAUAAACAUUGGAUGUUUUGAAACAUUUCCAUAUUAAUAUGUA
Penaeus vannamei (Pacific white shrimp) is the source of this 2257-nucleotide messenger RNA. The record is from RefSeq and is a predicted model, not a curated record. NCBI's taxonomy places the organism in Eukaryota, Metazoa, Arthropoda, Malacostraca, Decapoda, Penaeidae.